Molecule: messenger RNA, 1140 nt
Organism: Fonsecaea monophora
Lineage: Eukaryota; Fungi; Ascomycota; Eurotiomycetes; Chaetothyriales; Herpotrichiellaceae
Exons: 4
Coding region: 1-1140 (379 amino acids)
Source: RefSeq, a predicted model, not a curated record
AUGACCAGGAAAGACUUGACCUGUGUCCAUGAACCAUUUGGCGACGCUUUUUAUUAUGGUCCGGAGAGGAUGAGCGUUCGCUAUGAAAACGACGAAGAUGCGAGAAACGCAUCGGGGUAUAGGGACUCGACCUACAAAACAAUAUUUGAUCGACUAGAACACGAAGGAGCCAAGGGCAAACGCGUCUUCAUCAAGGACAUCCUUCAUUAUCUAGUUCCUCCCGACCAGCAGCCACCAAAAUUGGCUCCUUCGUUGCAGCCAGUCAAGCGCGGUAUCGGAACCGAGAAGCCGAGCCAUGGGGUGAAUGGGGUCAACGGUACCAAUGGCGUGAACGGGGCCUAUCAUGUCAACGGUGCCAAUGGGGUCAACGGUGUCAACAGCGUCAAUGGUGACAAUGGCACCAAUGGCGUGAACGGAACCUAUCAUGUCAAUGGUAACGGCGUCAAUGGCACCAAUGGCAUUCACAAGAAAGCACCGUUUCCAUUUCCGACAGAAGGCGAGCCAGGUAAUCCUACAGUUGUCCCAAAAGCCUUGCUCGACAAGUUCCAUUUCACAUUCCUCAUCCGGGACCCUCAUUCCAGCAUCCCGUCUUAUUAUCGCUGCACCAUCCCGCCACUGGAUGACAUUACGGGAUUCCACGAGUUCUAUCCCAAUGAGGCAGGGUAUGAUGAGCUUCGACGCUUUUUUGAUUAUGCCCGAGAGGCUGGGUUGAUAAGAGACAGAAAAGAUGGAGUCAAGAACGGGGUAGAGAAUGGCCAUGUUGCGAAUGGCACUGCCAAAGUGCCUGAAGUGUGUGUGGUUGACGCGGACGAUUUGUUGGAUGAUCCGGAGGGUAUUCUCCAAGCUUACUGUCAGAGCGUGGGGCUUGAUUUCCACCCUGACAUGCUGAAUUGGGACAAUGAAGAGGAUCAGAAGCGUGCAAAGGCUGCAUUCGAGAAAUGGAAGGGGUUCCAUGAGGAUGCGAUCGACUCGACAGACCUCAAGCCGAGAACUCACAAGAAAGCACCAAAAACCGAAGAACAGUGGGAUGCCGAAUGGAAGGAGAAAUAUGGAGAGAAGGCCGCCAGAGUGAUCCGGAAGACUGUCGACGACAAUAUGGCCGAUUACUUGUACCUGAAACAGUUUGCCUUGAAGCCAUGA